UUUCCUCGGCAGCCGCUGCAGCGCACAUGACAGGUCCCCCCAGAAAGGAGCCUCUCGGGCUCAGCCGGCGGUUGUUAUGGAGACGCGGCUGGCAGCCUUUGCUCUGCUGCUGAGCGUGGUCGGGGAGGCGCCAACAGUUUACGGAAUUGCCCAGCCUGAUUUUGAAGAGAAAUAUUUCGAGCAGUGGCUGGAUCACUUCAAUUUUGAAACUUAUGGCAACAGAACCUUUGCACAGAGAUACCUCAUCACAGCUAAAUUCUGGAAAAGGGGAGUGGGCCCCAUCUUUUUCUACACGGGCAAUGAAGGAGACGUCUGGGACUUUGCCCAGAAUAGCGGCUUCAUCCUGGAGCUGGCUGAGCAGCAGAAUGCCUUGGUGAUCUUUGCAGAGCAUAGAUAUUAUGGGAAGUCACUUCCAUUUGGGACAGCAUCUCUACAACAGGAACAUAUCGGUCUGUUGAGCAUAGAGCAAGCCCUUGCCGACUAUGCAGUGCUCAUUGUGGCAUUGAAGAAGCAGUGUGGCGCAAAGGACUCCCCAGUCAUUGCUUUUGGAGGCAGCUAUGGAGGGAUGCUCAGUGCAUACAUGAGAAUGAAAUAUCCUCACAUCGUGGUCGGGGCACUUGCUGCCAGUGCCCCUGUGCUGUCUGUGGCUGGACUUGGAAACUCUAACCAAUUCUUCAAGGAUGUCACAGCCGAUUUUCAGAACUACAGUCCAGAUUGUGUCAAGGCUGUGCAAGAAGCAUUCUGGCAAAUCAAAGACUCUUAUCUAGCUGGAGCAUAUGAUUCAAUCAGCAGUAAGAUGUCCAUCUGUGAGAAGCUUUCUUCAAAGGAAGACAUCUACCAGCUGUUUGAAUUUGCUCGGAAUGCCUUCACCAUGAUGGCUAUGAUGGACUACCCUUACAAGACUGACUUCAUGGGUCAUUUUCCAGCAAAUCCAGUCAAGGUUGGUUGUGAUCUGCUUCUGGAAAAUCAGGACUGGAUCAGAGGCUUGGCAGCUCUUACUGGAAUAUUCUACAACUCAUCCGGUCAGGUGCCAUGCUUUGACAUUUAUAAGCAGUACCAGAAAUGUGCAGAUCCAACUGGCUGCGGCACCGGCUCAGAUGCCAACGCGUGGGACUAUCAGGCCUGCACAGAGAUCAACUUGGCAUUUGACAGCAACAACGUGACUGACAUGUUCCCGGAGAUUCCCUUCACUGAUGCUGCCAGAGAACAGUACUGCUUCAGCAAGUGGGGUGUGCACCCCCGACCAUUGUGGCUACAGACCCAGUUUGGGGGCGGUGAUCUGACUGCUGCAAGCAAUAUUAUCUUUUCCAAUGGAGAUCUGGAUCCCUGGGCAGGUGGUGGGAUUAGAAAGAACCUGAGUGCCUCACUGAUCGCCAUAACCGUCAAGGGAGGGGCUCAUCAUCUGGACCUUCGGGCAUCCAAUGCAGCUGACCCACCAUCUGUCCUGGAGGCCCGCAGUCAGGAAGCAAGCAUCAUCCACGACUGGGUGAGACUGGCAAAAGAAGGCCCCGAGUCUUGAGUGAACUAGUCUCGCACUGCUCUUUAUUUGGAGUAAUCAAUGUUCUGGGACUGAAGCCAGUGAAAAAGUCCUUUGCUAAGGAAAUAAUCGUCCAUGAUGUGUCCUUUUGAGGCAGUGAUGCUUCCGUGGUUUAAGCCUGUGUCAGCAAGAAUAAAACUGGCCAAAUUCCUCAA
Sphaerodactylus townsendi is the source of this 1692-nucleotide messenger RNA. It is a transcript of the gene DPP7, whose product is annotated as dipeptidyl peptidase 7. Gene Ontology annotation, cellular component: vesicle. Gene Ontology annotation, biological process: proteolysis. The transcript is spliced from 13 exons. The coding region runs from base 77 to 1519 and encodes 480 amino acids. Gene Ontology annotation, molecular function: serine-type exopeptidase activity; dipeptidyl-peptidase activity. Lineage: Eukaryota; Metazoa; Chordata; Lepidosauria; Squamata; Sphaerodactylidae. The record is from RefSeq and is a predicted model, not a curated record.